GGAAGUCCCAGCUGCAGAUGAAGCAUUUCAGAGACAGGGAGAAGGCGGCAUGUGUGCAAACGCAGCCUGGGCGGUCGUGCCAGACUUUCGCAGCGUAAGGCAGCGUGGCCCAGCUUGAUGUCCGUGCCCGCAGGAGUGAGACAGCAGGAGCUGUGGCAUGCUCAGGAGAGCAGGACUGUCUCUGCGUCACUUCUUGCUGGGGAGGAAGAGCAGCGCUGGAUAUAGCUCCUACUCCAGUGAGGCAAAGAUGUCACGGCCAGUGCAAGCUCGGAGGCUGGAGGGAACAGACAAGAAUAUCUGGGUGGAGUUUGUAAAACUGGCUGCCACCUACUCCAAGGUGAACCUGGGCCAGGGCUUCCCCGACUUCCCUCCACCGGACUUUCUGAAGGAGGCGUUUGUGAGAGCCCUCAGCGGGGAGAACCACAUGCUGCACCAGUACACCCGUGCCUUUGGCCACCCACCUCUGGUGAACAUCCUAGCCCAGUUCUUUGGGAAGCUGCUCGGACGAGACCUGGAUCCUAUGACCAAUGUGAUGGUGACCGUCGGGGCAUACCAGGCUCUUUUCUGCUGCUUCCAGGCUUUCAUUGAAGAAGGCGAUGAGGUGAUAAUCAUUGAGCCCUUCUUUGACUGCUAUGAGCCGAUGACAAAAAUGGCUGGUGGGAUGCCCGUGUUUGUCCCGCUGAGACCGAAAGCUCCAAAAGAUGGUAAAUUGAUGUCUAGUGCAGACUGGCAGCUGGACCCGGCUGAAUUGGCUUCUAAAUUCACUGAACGGACAAAAGCCAUCGUCCUGAACUCACCCAACAACCCCCUGGGCAAGGUGUUCAGCCGAGGGGAGCUGGAGCUCAUUGCAGACCUGUGUGUGAAGCGCGAUGUCUUGUGCAUCAGCGAUGAAGUGUACGAGUGGCUGGUCUAUGACGGGAAGGAGCACAUCCGCAUCGCCAGCUUGCCAGGGAUGUGGGACCGCACGGUGAUCAUCGGGAGUGCUGGAAAAACCUUCAGUGCCACUGGAUGGAAGGUAGGCUGGACCGUGGGACCCAACCGGCUGCUGCAGCACCUCCGUAACGUGCACCAAAACUCAGUGUACCACUGUGCCACCAUUGCCCAGGAGGCUGUGGCUCAGGGUUUCCAGAGGGAGCUCGAGCUCUAUGGGAAAGCAGACAGCUACUUCAUCCAACUGCCCAAGGAGCUGCAGCAGAAGAGAGACUGGCUGGUCCAGAGCCUGGAUGCUGUGGGGAUGAAACCCAUCAUCCCGGAGGGCACCUACUUCUUGGUGGCAGACAUCUCCAAGUUCAAAUCUGACGUGCCUGAUGUCCCCGACUCUGAUGAGCCCUACGACUCCAGAUUUGCAAAGUGGAUGGUCAAGAAUAAGGGACUUGCUGCCAUCCCACUCUCUGCUUUCUAUUCUGGGGCCCACAAGAACAACUACAAUCAUUUCAUCCGGUUCUGCUUCGCGAAGGAGGAAGCCACACUGAAAGCAGCAAAUGACAUAUUGCAAAAAUGGAAACGGGAGAAAACCAGUCCCUGAGCACACUGGAGACAAAACCAGGCUCUCCCUGGUACUCACCUGCCACAACCGCUCUUCCUCCUCUUCUUUGCUUGGCUACAAACUUUAAUAUGUCCUUAUUUUUGUGCUUUCAACCACAUCUUCCGUCGGACAAAUGGGUAAGAAUUUUGCCAGACCCAGAGUCUGGGAGAAACUUUCUGUCACUGUGAAAUGACUCUGCUGUUCCUUGCAAAAAGUGAGCCUUCCCAUGCGCUGCCAGUACUCAAUGUUUCUUCUUACCACGUUUAAAGACUUUGAUAAUCAGUUCUGGGAUGCAUCCAGGAAGACACAAGGUAAGGACGGCUCCUGGGGUCUUUUCCACCACCAAAAUUCUGAAAAGCAGCUUCGGGCUGCUCCUGCCGCUGGUGGCCCCCACAGCCUCCCACCGGCCGGGCUGGUGGGCGGUGGGGUAACACGAGUGGCGUUUUGAAAGGUGAUUCUUGCACCAUUUCUGAUUUCGACCCGGAUAAGAAUGUAAAACAGCAUCAUCUAUCACGCAGGGGUUGUGCACAACAGACUGUGCGAUAAGUAUUUGUGGUGGUUAAAUUAUUAAAGAUUAAUUACUGCAAUUAUUGAAAA
Molecule: messenger RNA, 2122 nt
Organism: Calidris pugnax (ruff)
Lineage: Eukaryota; Metazoa; Chordata; Aves; Charadriiformes; Scolopacidae
Gene: KYAT1
Product: cysteine conjugate-beta lyase, cytoplasmic
Exons: 14
Coding region: 158-1525 (455 amino acids)
Biological process (GO): biosynthetic process
Cellular component (GO): cytoplasm; mitochondrion
Molecular function (GO): L-kynurenine:2-oxoglutarate transaminase activity; pyridoxal phosphate binding
Source: RefSeq, a predicted model, not a curated record